Musca vetustissima is the source of this 1182-nucleotide messenger RNA. It is a transcript of the gene Dus4, whose product is annotated as tRNA-dihydrouridine(20a/20b) synthase [NAD(P)+]-like. Gene Ontology annotation, biological process: tRNA processing. Bases 1 to 1182 code for a protein of 393 amino acids. Lineage: Eukaryota; Metazoa; Arthropoda; Insecta; Diptera; Muscidae. Gene Ontology annotation, molecular function: flavin adenine dinucleotide binding; tRNA dihydrouridine synthase activity. The transcript is spliced from 4 exons. The record is from RefSeq and is a predicted model, not a curated record.
AUGCAUCCAUUUCGUGAACAUUGUGACAUCUUGGAAGUAUUCAAAGAAGGAAAGUCUGCAGAUGGUUUCCUGCGUGUGGCAGCACCAAUGGUCAGAUAUAGUAAAUUGGAAUUCCGGCGAUUGUUGAGAAAGCAUGGGGUACAAUUACGAUUUACACCCAUGAUUAUAGCAGAUUCGUUCACAAGAAGUGAGAAGGCCAGACAAAAUGAAUUCACAACAGCAGAAGAUGAUGUGCCGGUGAUAGCACAAUUUGCCGCCAAGGAUGCCAAUGAGUUCGUAAACUCUGCUCAACUAGUAUAUCCAUAUGUUGAUGGUGUUGACCUAAACUGUGGUUGCCCCCAGUCAUGGGCCAUAGCAAAGGGAUACGGUUGUGGUCUGUUGAAAAACCCAGAGUUAGUAAAGGAUAUUAUUAGCACAACUCGUCGGUCGCUCAGCGAAAAAUUAAGUGUUUCCGUAAAGAUACGACUAUUGCAGCACGCGUCGAGUAAAACAACUGUGGAAUUUGCCCGGCAAUUGGAAAUGUGCGGUGCUACAUUUUUAAGCUUGCAUGGAAGGACAAUGUGGCAGAAAACCUCAGAACCCUUAAAUGUCGAAGCAAUACGAGAUAUAAAAGAUGCUCUAAAUAUUCCCCUAAUUGCAAAUGGAAGUGUGAAGACAUGGGACGAUGCAUGUGAACUGCACAAGCAGACUGGAGCUGAUGGUAUUAUGGUUGCACGGGGUUUAUUAUCAAAUCCUGCUCUUUUUAACACCAAAUAUAAAAAUGCUGAAAUUACACCGAUAGAAUGUGUUCAGGAUUGGUUAGAUAUUGCCGUAGAGGCAGGUGAUAAUCUGCACUUUCUAACUUUCCAUCAUCACCUAACAUUUAUGUGGGGUGCACACUUGAAACGCAAAGAACGUUUGGAAUUUAAUUCCUUUACUACAAAGGAGGAUAUUUUCAAUUUUUUCGAAAAAAAUUACAAUAUAAAACCUAAUACGCAACAAAUCAUAGAAAGAACCUAUCCGCCGUAUACCAAUUGUACAUAUGAUCAUUUCCAGCCUGAAAUUAAAGAGACCAAUGUCAUUGAGGACACUACAUCAUCAUGGAAUUCCAAUACAAAUGGUAAAUUUUUCAAUGAAUUCUCUGAAGAACUAGAGGCUGAGGAUGAUUGUGAUUUAAGUAAUAGCUUCUUUGCCGAAAUCUAA